ACCCAACGAAUGCUCUCCCAUGGAGGUAGUACAACCACCUUGGGGACCGAACGACCAGAGGGGUGAUUUUUCUGAGCAAGAGGAGCCUGUCAGCAAGAGACGCAUCGGUUGAAAUCGGAGCCUCAGCACCCCGGCCUCCCCCCCCCCCCCCCCUCCCCACCCCCCCUCCAUCUCCGCCGCAUCCCUCCUCCGGCUUGCUUGGCUGUGGUUGAUACACAGUACAGCCUUCAUGGGGAUAUAGGGGCUGGAGGAACCUUGUUGCGCCCCUGUGACUGUCUACCGUUCUACUUCGGCUGGGAGCACCGCUCGCGCACGUCUCCAUCCAUGUCUCACCGACGCUGCCCCGUGUCCCCAGAGGGAGCCGCAACCAUCACCAUCUCAGCUUUGGGUUACUAAAUGGUUUUCUGGGGGAGGAUUUCUAACCGCCGAGAUGCUGCUCAUACUCCUGCUGGCAGCCUUUUCUUCUUCUAUCUCCGGCUCCCUCUCCUCCUCCCUCUCCUCCCCCUCCAUGUCGGACGGACCCCCAAUGGCAGACCCGUCCGCAUCGGACUUGAUGGCCGAGACCUGCAGUGCCUGCUCCUGCAUGUCUGUGGAGAAUGUGCUGUAUGUCAACUGUGAGAAAGUCACCGUCUACCGGCCCACGCAGCUCGUCCCACCGGCCUCAUCUCUGUACCACCUCAACUUCCAGAACAAUUUCUUAAUCAUACUCUACCCAAACUCAUUCCUGAACUUCACCCACGCUGUGUCACUGCAGCUGGGGAACAAUAAACUGCAGAACAUUGAAGGUGGAGCCUUCCUGGGGAUGAGCGCACUCAAACAGCUGCACUUAAACAAUAAUGAGUUGAAGGUGCUACGAGCAGACACCUUCCAAGGGAUAGAAAACUUGGAAUACCUUCAGGCUGACUACAACUUGAUAAAAUAUAUUGAAAAGGGAGCAUUUAACAAACUGCACAAGCUAAAAGUGCUGAUCCUGAAUGAUAAUCUCAUCCAGGCACUUCCUGACAACAUAUUUCGCUUUGCCUCACUCACCCACCUGGAUAUAAGGGGGAACAGGAUCCAGAAGCUUCCCUAUUUGGGGGUUCUGGAGCAUAUAGGGCGCAUUGUAGAGCUGCAGUUGGACGACAACCCCUGGAACUGUACCUGCGAUUUAGCACCUCUCAAGGCGUGGCUCGAAAACAUGCCGUAUAAUAUCUUUAUCGGUGAGGCCAUAUGUGAAACACCAAGUGAUUUGUAUGGGAGGCUCCUGAAAGAAACCAACAAACAGGAGCUUUGUCCCAUGGGAACAGGCAGUGACUUUGAUGUAAGGAUGCCGCCCGCACCGCCAGAUAAUGGACAGUCGCCCUCCAAAAUGUCCCCGACCACUGUGGCCCCCAUAGCCACAAAAGCGCCAAAAACCACAGACUCAUCCAAGAUUUAUGGAAAUGGUAUUGUGGCUGGUUUGCCCCCCUUUGGAAGAAAUAGUCAGAUAGUUUCCUUUCAGACACGGACCCCUCCAUUGUUGUGUCCACAGCCCUGCAGUUGUAAAGCCCACCCUUCUGACUUUGGUAUUAGUGUCAGCUGUCAGGAAAGGAAUAUUAAAACUCUAGCUGAUCUCAUUCCCAAACCCCCAAACGCAAAGAAACUUCACCUGAGUGGGAAUUACAUCCGUGACAUUAGCCCAAUUGAUUUCCAAGGGUUCGAGGGCUUAGAUUUGUUACACCUUGGCAGUAAUCAAAUGGUCACAGUCCAGAAAGGUGUGUUUGCUAACCUGACUAACUUGAGGAGACUGUAUUUGAAUGGAAACCAACUUGAACAGUUACACCCAGAGAUGUUUUUGGGCCUAACAAACCUACAGUACCUAUAUUUGGAAUACAAUGCCAUUAAAGAAAUCCUAGCGGGCACAUUUGACUCCAUGCCAAACUUGCAACUCCUGUAUCUCAACAACAAUGUUCUGCGGAGUCUCCCCGCUUACGUGUUUGCGGGUGUAUCUUUAGCAAGACUGAAUCUAAAAAACAAUCACUUCAUGACCCUGCCAGUGAGUGGUGUCUUGGACCAGUUGCAGUCGUUGACCCAGAUAGACCUGGAAGGGAACCCAUGGGAGUGUUCCUGUGAUCUGGUCGCCCUCAAACUCUGGCUAGAGAAGCUAAGUGAUGGAGUGGCUGCCAAAGAGGUGAAAUGUGCAUCCCCUGUGCAGUUCUCCAACAUUGAGCUACGCCUCUUGAAAAAUGAGAUCCUAUGCCCUAAGCUCAUUGCGAGGCCGCCAUUUAUUCUCACGAGCGCCACCCCUGUGUUGACCUCAGUGUCGCCUGCCGGAGUUGGCAAAGCACCACCAGGAGGGCCGGUGCCUCUCUCGAUUAUGAUCCUCAGCAUCCUCGUUGUGCUCAUUCUAACUGUGUUUGUGGCCUUCUGCCUUUUAAUCUUUGUCUUGAGGCGGAAUAAAAAACCAGUGGGCCGACAGGAGGGGCUAGGAAAUCCGGAGUGCGGCUCCAUGUCGUUGCAGCUCCGCCGACACAGCCAUAAAUCUGGCAAGAAGGGUUCCAUCCCGGGAGACGACUUGGGAGGCGAGACAUUCAUCCCCCAGACAAUUGAGCACAUUGGCAAGAGCCACACCUGCGGCAUCGGACGCUCGUCAGACAUGGAUGCUGGCUUCAAGUUUGCUGAUUCACAGAGGCAAAAGAUCAUCUUCCGAAACAGCUGCGACAAGGAUAAAGACGCACUUUCCACCCUGGAGCGCAACAAACGCCUCAGCACCAUCGAUGAACUCGAGGAGUUCCUCCCCCACCGAGAGCCCAGCAUGUUCAUCCAGAACUUCUUGGACGGCAAAAGGGAUUUCAACAGUAUAGGGAUGGGCGGGUACGAAAUCCGCUACCCCGAGAAAACGCUGGAUAAAAAGAUGAAGAAGUCACUGAUAGGUGGGAACCACAGUAAGAUCGUGGUGGAGCAGAGAAAAAGUGAGUAUUACGAGCUGAAAGCCAAGCUCCAAGGAACGCCUGAUUACCUGCAGGUGCUCGAGGAGCAGACUGCACUGAGUAAAAUGUAGGGAUUCCUGUGUUUUGUUUAGUGUGUUGAUUACACAUACACAGGGAAUCAGACACACAUACAGGCAGACAGACAGCAGCCCAACACACCUGCCUUCCUCUGGUUAUUUCCCCCCCUCUAGCCACACAGACACACACACACACACACACACACACACACAGCAAAAAAAGUGCCUUCUGGAAAUCCUUAAUGACCAAUGCAGAGAUGGACAAAAUGGCUCCACACUACAAAGCUAUUUACUAGAAUCAGCGAGGCUGAAUUCCACGGUAAAAGACCUUUUGGAUUAUCCAUGCCACUACAUGUAUGAAUCCCACAUACAUACCACAGGACAACAGAAAAAGCAACCAGACAGUCAGAGUCAAUUUUUUGCUGCUAUUGAAAUGGGUACGUACCUUUAUUAUUUUUUGUUGUUCGUGUUGUUCUUCUUUCUCCUCCUUUUGUUUUUUUUCAACCAAAUCAAAAGGGUCUUGAAAACAGUGCUUGAGAAUGUACCUCGUCGUCUUCAACCCUCAUUUUAAAAGGAAAGAAACAAAAAGGAAGCAGUGUUGGUUGUUGUUCUUUUGCUCUGGAAAGUAUCCAAAAUCACUACUUCUGGAAUGCGAUUAACAGAAUCAAUGACUCAGUGGAUGCUACUUUGCUUUUUUAUCAUUUUUUUUAUAAAUAUAAAUUUGCGGGGAUAUUUGUUUGUUCUUGGGGAUGCUCCCUGGAGUCGGCUGCAGACUUUCUGCCAUCUUGUCUGGAUUACACGACAGUAGCAGUACACCUGCUCUUUGACGGAAGGCUAAACGGCUCCUGUUUACCGUUCAUGGGAAUCGGAGGCACAGCAAAACUCUUUUGGGGGAAUGAUUUUGUGACUUGUUUUCUUUGUGUAAAGAGCCAUGUUAAAUAUAGUGUCUUCUGAAUGGAGUUGUGUUUCUCUUCAAAAAUUGCUACUUACAGUAAUUGUAUGUUUUGGGUGAAAUCUAACAGCACAUACAGUACACUGUCAGAGGACAUUGUUUCAGAAAAAUGAAAAAGACCCAAGGAUGAAAAAAAAAUAAUACAAAGCUGCUUGCCAUGUAAGCGUAACCUGGAAUUUAUUUUGUAAGUCUUACAUUAUUUGUAUCUGUGGGACUGGUUUGUAAAUUACAAGGAAAGACAAACAUCUACACACACACACAUGCACACACACAUGCUGUAUGAUGGAGCAUCAUCAUCAAGAGACUACAAGGCAGAAUUGUCAAACAAACCGCUAAUAUAAUUCAAUCGGUGAUCCGCCUCCCCAUGUCAGCACUCAAUUCGUAGUGAAAGAAAAAAUUUAACAACAUAGUUAAUUUAUUUUUCUAUGCAGGAUUAUUUAAAGAGUUAUAGGUAUUAUUUAAAAAAAAGAAUAAUACACAAAGAGUGGAAAGGACUUGAUAGAACGAUGCAUCAGAGCUAAUUCAGGCCACCAGACUUGAGUGUGGAGUUGAAUCAAGGGGUUUGUUUCUCUCGAUCCAGUUGACGAGGGUCGUGACAUGUGAUCUGUGAUGUUUCCUUUUCUAUUGUGUCGCACUACAAACCGAGGCCUGGUAGAGUCUGUGACGUUUCAAGCAGUUUCCUUAUUCUUAUAUCUCCCACAGUAUCUUGUAAAAGGUUUCUUAUUAACAUUAUGCAACCAAAAUAAAUGUGCAUUAAACUUGAUAUGGUUCUGGGGACUGUCGGGGACGGGGUCGGGGUCAUUCAGGGAAGCAGGGAAGGCGACGAAUUAAGGCUCUAAAUUGUCAGAUUGGGAAAGAAUCAUAUCAUAAAACACCAUGUGCAAUAUUAGUAAAAAUGCUCAGUAAUGAUGGCUUCAAAUAAUUUUUUUUAUUUAUAUAGUUUGAGGUUAUAUUGUCAAGACAGGUUCUAUUUGGAAAUUAUUUUAUCAAUUUAACUCUAUCCGGUCCUUAUUUAAAAAAAGUAUUGUUAAGUUAAAAUUAUGAGUGUUUAUUGACAUUACAAAUUAAUAGAAUGUAUCUUGGAAAGUAUAAUAAAUACAGUUUUCUAUCAGUCAUAAAUCCUGUAUAUUGGUUAAUUUUCUCUUGUAUAAUCAUGUUGAAAUGAAGGUAUUAAAAUCAGCACCUAUUU
Molecule: messenger RNA, 5106 nt
Organism: Scophthalmus maximus (turbot)
Lineage: Eukaryota; Metazoa; Chordata; Actinopteri; Pleuronectiformes; Scophthalmidae
Gene: slitrk4
Product: SLIT and NTRK-like family, member 4
Exons: 2
Coding region: 431-3019 (862 amino acids)
Biological process (GO): axonogenesis; regulation of presynapse assembly; positive regulation of synapse assembly
Cellular component (GO): glutamatergic synapse; membrane
Molecular function (GO): protein binding
Source: RefSeq, a predicted model, not a curated record